This is a messenger RNA of Pistacia vera, 330 nucleotides long. Its product is annotated as probable fatty acyl-CoA reductase 4. The transcript has 3 exons. Lineage: Eukaryota; Viridiplantae; Streptophyta; Magnoliopsida; Sapindales; Anacardiaceae. The record is from RefSeq and is a predicted model, not a curated record. Gene Ontology annotation, cellular component: intracellular membrane-bounded organelle. Gene Ontology annotation, molecular function: alcohol-forming very long-chain fatty acyl-CoA reductase (NADP+) activity. Gene Ontology annotation, biological process: long-chain fatty-acyl-CoA metabolic process; suberin biosynthetic process. Bases 1 to 330 code for a protein of 109 amino acids.
AUGGAAUUCGUUAAUCCUCUCCAGUUUUUUAAAGAUAAGACUAUUUUAGUCAUUGGUGCUACUGGCUUUCUAGGAAAAGUUUUUGUGGAGAAGAUCCUGAAGAUUCAACCAAAUGUAAAAAAAUUGUAUCUUCUUGUGAGAGCAGCAGAUGCAAAGUCUGCAAUGAAUCGAAUUCUUGAUGAGGUUGAGAAGGACUUGUUUAAUGUGCUGAGGGAUAAACUUAGUGCCAAUUUCAAGUCCUUUAUAUUGGAAAAGGUGGUAGCAGUAGUUGGAGACGUUUCUGAAGUGAACUUGGGAGUAAAAAAUGUUAAAGGAUCAGUGGUACACUAG